CGCUCGGUGAGUGACCGCGACUUUUCAAAGCCCGGGGGCAGCGCGCGGGAGUCGACCAACGUGAGCGCAGGCGGUUUCUUAACCCUGCUCUCCCUGGAGCGAGCUGGGGAGGAGGGCGCAGGGGGGAGCACCGCCGACCGGAGCGCGCGCUCUUAGACAAACUUUACUUGUCACCGAAGCAGGGACGCACGGGUGUCCCCCGCUCCCCAGCGCGCUGUUGCGGCCCCGAAACUUCAGCGCACAGCCCAGGCCAACCCCGCGUGAACUGAGCGACCGUUCUAUGACUGCAAAGAUGGAAACGACCUUCUACGACGAUGCCCUCAACGCCUCGUUCCUCCAGUCCGAGAGCGGCGCCUACGGCUACAGUAACCCUAAGAUCCUGAAACAGAGCAUGACCUUGAACCUGGCCGACCCGGUGGGCAAUCUGAAGCCGCACCUCCGCGCCAAGAACUCGGACCUCCUCACGUCGCCCGACGUUGGGCUGCUUAAGCUGGCGUCGCCCGAACUGGAGCGCCUGAUCAUCCAGUCCAGCAAUGGGCACAUCACCACCACGCCGACCCCCACCCAGUUCUUGUGCCCCAAGAACGUGACCGACGAGCAGGAGGGCUUCGCCGAGGGCUUCGUGCGCGCCCUGGCCGAACUGCAUAGCCAGAACACGCUGCCCAGCGUCACGUCCGCGGCACAGCCGGUCAGCGGGGCGGGCAUGGUGGCCCCCGCGGUGGCAUCGGUAGCCGGCGCUGGCGGCGGCGGAGGCUACAGCGCCAGCCUGCACAGCGAGCCUCCGGUCUACGCCAACCUCAGCAACUUCAACCCGGGUGCGCUGAGCAGCGGCGGCGGGGCGCCCUCCUACGGCGCGGCCGGGCUGGCUUUUCCGUCGCAGCCCCAGCAGCAGCAGCAGCCGCCUCAGCCGCCGCACCACUUGCCCCAACAGAUCCCGGUGCAGCACCCCCGGCUGCAGGCCCUGAAGGAAGAGCCGCAGACCGUGCCCGAGAUGCCGGGAGAGACCCCGCCCCUGUCCCCCAUCGACAUGGAGUCUCAGGAGCGGAUCAAGGCGGAGAGGAAGCGCAUGAGGAACCGCAUCGCUGCCUCCAAGUGCCGGAAAAGGAAGCUGGAGAGGAUCGCCCGACUAGAGGAAAAAGUGAAAACCUUGAAAGCGCAAAACUCGGAGCUGGCGUCCACGGCCAACAUGCUCAGGGAACAGGUGGCACAGCUUAAACAGAAAGUCAUGAACCACGUUAACAGUGGGUGCCAGCUCAUGCUAACGCAGCAGUUGCAAACGUUUUGAGGACAGACUGUCAGGGCUGAGGGGUAAUGGAAGAAAAAAUAUCAGAGACAGACUUGAGAACUUGACUGGUUGCGAAAGAAAAACAAAAGUGCCCGAGUACCGAAGCCAAGGGUACACAAGAUGGACUGGGUUGCGUCCUGACGGCGCCCCCAGUGUGUUGGAGUGGGAAGGACGUGGCGCGCCUUGCCUUGGCGCGGAGCCAGAGAGCGGCGGCCUAUUGGCUGACAGGCCUGGCGAAUGGGCUGUGCCCGCGCGACCAGAGCAAUGGACUUUUCGUUAACAUUGACCAAGAACUGCAUGGACCUAACAUUCGAUCUCAUUCAGUAUUAAAGGGGGGGUUGGGUGGGGGGUUAUAAACUGCAAACUGUAGAUUGCUUCUGUAGUGCUCCUUAAGAACACAAAGCAGGGAGGGCUAGGGAGGGGAGGGAGGCUCGUGAAUGCCAGGCUAGACCGCAGAUGAACUUCCCUGGCCUGCCUCCCUCGACUGUGUAUGUACAUAUAUAUUUUUUUUAAUUUGAUGAAAGCUGAUUACUGUCAAUAAACAGCUUCCUGCCUUUGUAAGUUAUUCCAUGUUUGUUUGUUUGGGUGUCCUGCCCAGUGUUGUUUGUAAAUAAGAGAUUUGAAGCGUUCUGAGUUUACCAUUUGUAAUAAAGUAUAUAAUUUUUUUAUGUUUUGUUUCUGAAAAUUUCCAGAAAGGAUAUUUAAGAAAAUACAAUAAAGUAUUGAAAAGUA
This is a messenger RNA of Alexandromys fortis (reed vole), 2017 nucleotides long. RefSeq names its product Jun proto-oncogene, AP-1 transcription factor subunit (gene Jun). Gene Ontology annotation, cellular component: transcription regulator complex. The coding region runs from base 281 to 1285 and encodes 334 amino acids. NCBI's taxonomy places the organism in Eukaryota, Metazoa, Chordata, Mammalia, Rodentia, Cricetidae. The record is from RefSeq and is a predicted model, not a curated record. Gene Ontology annotation, biological process: regulation of cell cycle; regulation of cell population proliferation; regulation of transcription by RNA polymerase II. The transcript has a single exon. Gene Ontology annotation, molecular function: transcription factor binding; DNA-binding transcription factor activity, RNA polymerase II-specific; RNA polymerase II cis-regulatory region sequence-specific DNA binding.